Messenger RNA from Diceros bicornis minor, 1263 nucleotides. RefSeq names its product carboxypeptidase A4 (gene CPA4). NCBI's taxonomy places the organism in Eukaryota, Metazoa, Chordata, Mammalia, Perissodactyla, Rhinocerotidae. Gene Ontology annotation, molecular function: metallocarboxypeptidase activity; zinc ion binding. The record is from RefSeq and is a predicted model, not a curated record. Gene Ontology annotation, biological process: proteolysis.
AUGAAGUGGAUACUGUUCUUUGGGGCCUUUAUUGGGCCCAGCGUCUGCGGCCGAGAAAAGUUUUUUGGGGACUAAGUUUUUAGGAUUAAUGUCAGAAAUGGAGACGAGAGCAGCAAACUAAGUCAGCUGUUGAAUUCAGACAACUUUAAGCUCAACGUCUGGAAAUCUCCCUCCACCUUCAGUCAUCCUGUGGAUGUCCUGGUCCCAUCUGUCAGUCUGCAGCCAGUCAAAUCCUUCCCGAAGUCCCAGGGCUUAGAGUACUCAGUGACAAUUGAAGACCUGCAGGCCCUUUUAGAUAACGAAGAUGAAGAAAUGCGACACAAUGAAGGGCAAGAACGGAGCAAUAAUAACUUCAACUAUGGAGCCUACCAUUCCCUGGAAGCUAUUUACCAUGAGAUGGACAACAUUGCCGGAGAGUUUCCUGACUUGGCGUGCAGGGUGAAGAUUGGGCAUUCGUUUGAAAACCUCAUGUAUGUACGGAAGUUCAGCACUGUAGAAGGCAGGCAGCCGCCGGCCAUUUGGCUGAACGCAGGCAUCCAUUCCCGGGAGUGGCUCUCACCGGCUACGGCCAUCUGGACCGCAAGGAAGGUUGUAUCUGAUUAUGGGAAAGAUCCAGCCAUCACCUCCAUCUUGGAGAAGAUGGAUAUUUUCUUGUUGCCUGUGGCCAAUCCUGAUGGAUAUUUAUACAUGCAAACUGAAAACCAAUUUUGGAGGAAGACACGAUCCCUAAAUUCUGGAAGCUCCUGCGUUGGCACUGAUCCAAAUAGAAAUUGGAACUCUAGUUUUGCAGGAGAGGAAACCAGUGACAACCCUUGCUCUGAAGUGUACCAUAGACCCCAUGCCAAUUUGGAAGUGGAGGUGAAAUCGGUGGUAGAUUUCAUCCAAGAACACGAGAAUUUCAAAUGCUUCAUCGACCUGCAUAGCUACUCACAGCUGCUAAUGUAUCAGUAUGGGUAUACGGUCAACAAAGCCUCAGAUGCUGAGGAGCUGGACGAGGUGGCAAGGCAUGCAGCCAAAGCUCUUGCUUCCCUGUCGGGCACUGUCUACCGAGUGGGUCCUACCUGCACCACUGUCUAUCCAGCUAGCGGGAGCAGUACUGACUGGGCGUAUGAUAAUGGCAUCAAGUAUGCACUCACUUUUGAGUUGAGAGAUACUGGGCACUAUGGCUUCCUCCUGCCAGCCAACCAGAUCAUCCCCACUGCAGAGGAGACGUGCCUGGGGCUGAAGACCAUCAUGGAGCACGUGCGGGACAACCUCUACUAG